CCGUAGUGUAAAAGAUUACAGUUAAAAAGAAACAACAACAAAAUAAAUAAAUGCGAGGAUGAUUUUCCAGAUUUGUAGGCUUGUCCUAUAAAUUUUUGAAAAAGGGAGAUUUUUCAUUCCAGUGUGCGGUGUGCCUCUUGCGGCUCUCUCAAGAUUUUCCUGGAAACUAAAUACUAGGUGCUCCUACGUCCACUUGCUUUUCUCCUCUCUAUAUAUCUUUCAAUCAACACUUUCUUCUCACAGUUUUGUUCAAUCCUCACAUCUCUAACAACCCAUACAAUGGAAUCCAUUCACAUCUGUAUCUCAGCUGUUCUUUCUUGGAUCCCCUUACUCUCUUCACCCACUAUAAACAAAUCCACCCAGCUCCCAAAUUGAUGCACAGAAUCUUUCUAUUCUUCUAUUCCUGUAAAUCCCCUUUGAGUUGGAAGUGAAAAGAGAAAGAAAGUAGAUUUUUUUUUUCCUUUUUCUCAGUCAUGGAAGAGAGGCAUGUUCUAUUUGACAAGUACGAGAUGGGCAGGCUGUUGGGGAAGGGGACUUUUGCUAAGGUCUACUAUGGAAAGAACAUGGCAACCGGAGAAAGCGUAGCUAUCAAAGUAAUUAGUAAAGAUCAAGUGAAAAAGGAAGGGAUGAUGGAGCAAAUCAAGAGAGAAAUCUCUGUUAUGCGACUUGUUCGACACCCAAAUAUAGUUGAGCUCAAGGAAGUCUUGGCUACAAAAACCAAGAUCUUCUUUAUUAUGGAAUACGUCCGCGGCGGCGAGCUCUUCGCUAAGGUCGCUAGAGGGAAGCUCAAAGAAGAUGUUGCUCGCAAGUACUUUCAACAGUUGAUUAGCGCAGUCGAUUUCUGUCAUAGCAGAGGCGUUUCUCACCGAGAUUUGAAGCCAGAGAAUCUGUUAUUAGAUGAAAAUGGAGAUCUCAAAAUCUCUGAUUUUGGGCUGUCAGCCUUGCCGGAACAAUUACUCAACGAUGGCCUCCUACACACGCAGUGUGGGACUCCGUCAUAUGUGGCGCCGGAGGUUCUGAGGAAGAAGGGAUACGAUGGAUUCAAAGCCGAUAUAUGGUCAUGUGGGGUAAUCCUUUAUGUUCUCCUUGCUGGGUUUUUGCCAUUUCAAGAUGAGAAUAUGAUGAAGAUGUAUAGAAAGAUCUUCAAAGCAGAAUUUGAAUGUCCGCCAUGGUUUUCCAGUGAAGCUAAGCGUUUGAUUUCCAGAAUACUGGUUGCUGAUCCAGAAAGAAGAAUCACAAUACCAGCCAUAAUGCGAGUUCCCUGGUUUCGCAAGGGAUUUACAAGACCACUAGCUUUUUCCGUCGGAGAAAUAUCAAACCCAGAUAAAAGAGAGGAGGAAGAUGAACCUUUAUCAACAGUGAUGACUAAAGUUUCUUCCCCAAAAUUUUUCAACGCUUUUGAGUUUAUUUCUUCAAUGUCUUCUGGGUUUGAUUUGUCGAAUCUAUUCGAAAAUAAGAAGAAAACAGGGUCUAUGUUCACCUCCAAAUUCUCGGCGAGUGCCAUCAUGAACAAAAUUGAAGGAAUUGCAAAAGGGUUAAAUUUUAAGGUAUCCAAGGUCAAAGAUUUCAAAAUGAAAUUGCAAGGCCUGUCGGAGGGGAGGAAAGGGAGGCUGUCCGUCACAGCCGAGGUGUUCGAGGUAGCUCCGGAGGUCGCAGUCGUGGAAUUCUCCAAGUCCGCCGGCGAUACUUUGGAGUAUGCGAAGUUUUGUGAACAAGAUGUUAGGCCUGCAUUGAAAGACAUUGUCUGGACAUGGCAAGGCGACACCGUUUGCAACAGCAACAGCGCUGGCGGUGGAGAAUCUGAAAAUCAAACGAUAUUAUAGAAGGGCUACUAAUCUUUAUUAUAAUUAAAAUUAGGGUUUUUGUUUUUCUUUUUUGGCUUGACCUUUUCCUUGUGGCCCAUGGAGUGGAUAUAGGUUUUCGGUUUUUGAUUUGUAAUCUGUAAAUAAGCUGUGAUUAGCAAGUUAAUGCAGAGAUUUGGAUACAAAGAAAA
Molecule: messenger RNA, 1993 nt
Organism: Manihot esculenta (cassava)
Lineage: Eukaryota; Viridiplantae; Streptophyta; Magnoliopsida; Malpighiales; Euphorbiaceae
Product: CBL-interacting serine/threonine-protein kinase 25
Exons: 1
Coding region: 474-1823 (449 amino acids)
Biological process (GO): signal transduction; protein phosphorylation
Molecular function (GO): protein kinase activity; ATP binding
Source: RefSeq, a predicted model, not a curated record